Messenger RNA from Medioppia subpectinata, 585 nucleotides. Lineage: Eukaryota; Metazoa; Arthropoda; Arachnida; Sarcoptiformes; Oppiidae. The record is from the annotation of a GenBank genome assembly.
AUGAACAGAGCGAUGUCUUCAUCACACGCGGCCGAAGACAACUCUUCGGACGACUUGAUGUCCAAAUAUCAACGAUUGGCCGCCAAAUACUCAAAGAUGCGGGCGCAGAUCACGGUAUUGAAGAGCGCGUACACCGAAGAGCAGACCAAAUGCCUGGACAUGAAGGACAAUGUCGUCCAAAAGGAUCAAUCGGUUCGCCGUUUGGAACAGGAGAUGGAGAGUCUGGACUUCCGGAACCAACAGUUGGCCAAACGGGUGGCCGUACUUCAGGACGAGUUGUCUCAGCAGCAGCUGAACCACAAGAAGGCCCAAAAGGGUGGUAAACAACACCACUCGUCCCACUCGACGCCCGCCCACUACACGAUCAACGGUGACAUCGAUGGCAGACACGGGAACGAUGUGUUGGAUGUGAUAAACGGCGAACUUCAGAGUAAGAUCACUGAGAAUGAGAGGCUUCACAUCCGACUGAACACUAUUGAAGCCGAUUAUCAACAAAAGAUGGCUGACCUUCAGGAACAGCUGCGGAAGACAGAGGAGCAAAACGACGAAUACAAUAAUCAAAUGACCCGAUCAUUGGCCACAAGA